This is a messenger RNA of Cladocopium goreaui, 1386 nucleotides long. Lineage: Eukaryota; Dinophyceae; Suessiales; Symbiodiniaceae. The record is from the annotation of a GenBank genome assembly.
AUGACUGCCAUCCUGAUCUUCUGUGUGACGCUCCCUCAGUUCCAGCUGGCCGCGGGCAAGGUCUGUGAAAUUGAUGCAGUGAACCUCCGUCCAGAUGGGCCUGAAGCCUUGAAACUGCCUGAGAGCCUGAGAUGUAAAUCACACGGCUUAGAUGCGCCAGUUGACGAUGAGGAGAAGUCCACCAACCUUCGAAGGUCUUGGACUUCCCCCGAUGACGGAUGGGGAACCCAUCUCAUUCCGUCCGAUUUAGAGAAGAUGCCCAUGGGCAUGCCAGUGACGGUGGGCGAAUUGGCUGACUUCCUGUGCCAUGCUUGCAUGCCCCAGGCGUCUGAUCACAUCUUCGACUGGUCGCUUGAGCAGUGGAGAGCACACCGCAUGAAGGCCACACAGGCCCCAGAGACAGAGGUUCAGGAGAAGAAUUCUCAUUUGGACCUGGUGGAAGGGCCCUCCGGCCCCUUGCUGCUUCAUCGAGUACCCAGCGCCCCUCCCAGGCCAAUUCUGUGUGCAGAUGAUCCGGAGGCCACCCUCCUCAAGGCCGUCCAGUUGCUGUUGGCCUACCCCAAAUGCAAUGCGCUGCCUGUGGUGAGCCCUGUUCGUUUGACGGUCAUGGCCUAUCUCACUCUCUCUGCCUGUCUGGCCUUCAUCCUAAAUCGUUUGAGAGGCGAGCAGUUGUUGCCACUUGCACAGAUCAAAGUGGGCGAAGAGGUGCAGGUGGGAACUUGUGCAGACCAGCAGCAGAAGUUCGAAUUUGCCAAAUAUGCGGAGCUGGCGGCGGCACAAGCAGAGGGAAACAGCCCUCCUUGGGUCUUGAGCGAAAGCCAACCGUUGCGAGAGCUGCUGCACUUUUUCGCCAAGACGCAUCACAGCACCAUCCCAGUAGUGGAGGAUUCUAAGGGCAGCUUGGUCUACAAUCUGAGCAGAAGGGACUUGCUGUCCUACCUUGAUUUGGCCAUGCAGUCAGCCAGGUGUCAUUCGCAAGAUCAUGAGGAACGCAUUGUCUUCGAUCCUUCGGCACCUAUUGAGGUUGUUGUGAAGGCGCUGAACAGAUACAAAGUGGAUGACAGUCGAUUAAGAGCGGUUGAGGUGGCCACAUCGAUGCUCCAGGAACAGUCCCUUCUGGAUGGUCUUCUGGCUGAAGCACCACGAGACCCAAAGGGCCAGACGGACAUGCCUGGGGCCACCAUAUUGUAUGACAAGGACAUGAGUAUGAAAGACUUGAUCCUCUGCCUUUUAGAAGCGGACAAUCGGAAAGUCUUUCUGGUUCAGGACUGUGGCGACAAGAUGCCCAAACUCCGGCAAAUCAUUUCCGCGGGUGAUAUCUGGCGUAUGCUCAUCGGCCCAGAGAAAGACGAAUCGGCGAAGGCCAACGACUCCAUCUCGGUGUAG